AUGUUUGGAGCCUUGAAACCAAGAAAUUUGUGGCGUAGAUGGUGGGAUUCAACACCCAAGCAUCACAGAUUUCCAGAUUUCCCGGGACGGAUACCGAAGUCUGAGGUAUGCUGGGCUGCAUUCCAAGUCUUUGACAAAGAUUGCAACGGCACGGUCAGCUUUGAAGAAUUGGAGCAAGUCUUGAACAGCGCAAGCAUGGAAGGCACCUUUGCUCCAGAGCUUCGUCGUGAGCUUUGGGAAGAGUUAACCCAAAAGGCCACUGUGGAAGUCGACUUCGACCAUUUCUUGGCCGCCCUCCGUGGCGUCAAGGCCUCCAAUGUGGCGGCAGAGUCGCGAACACUUCCCAAGGUCGUUUGGGGUAGCCUUGGGGAUUGGGGGGGCCGCAACAUUUUGACUUAA
Molecule: messenger RNA, 399 nt
Organism: Cladocopium goreaui
Lineage: Eukaryota; Dinophyceae; Suessiales; Symbiodiniaceae
Source: the annotation of a GenBank genome assembly